Parasteatoda tepidariorum (common house spider) is the source of this 1556-nucleotide messenger RNA. The record is from RefSeq and is a predicted model, not a curated record. Lineage: Eukaryota; Metazoa; Arthropoda; Arachnida; Araneae; Theridiidae.
CUGUCUAAAAUGGAAAUGCUGUGACGAUUUUUGAAAAAUACAUUGUGAACCUUAACUCAUCAGUAUUGGUUUCCUCGAUUCUUUACUUACCAAGACUUAAUAAUUCCAAGUUUCUCACUCAAAAACACUAAAGUUGAACUAUGAGAUUAUUUGAUGCCCAUGCAGGAUAUGUGUGCCUUCUUUUCUUUUUUCUAUUUCGAACUGUUAAACUACAUUUUUAUACAGCUGUGUCUGAUUUAGAAGAAUUGAUAGUAACUGAAGAAAAUGUUCUAAAUUCAUUAGAUUUGUAUCUUGAAACUGAAGAAGAAAGAUUACAGCAAUUAAAAAGGAAAAGAGAACAGUUUGGACGAGUACAUGAAUUGGCCAAAAGAAAUGUAGAACAGUUCUUAUGGAAUCCUGUGAAUGCAUACCUAUUAAUAAAAAGGCUAACGACCGAUUUGUAUGAAACAUACCAGUUAGUUGAGUCAUCCUAUACCAAAGAUCUAUUUAGAAAAGAAGCGAGUCAGGUAAUGAUUUAUCCUGAAGAGAGCGAUUUAAUCGGAGCAGCUGACGCCUUAAUAAGACUGCAGGAGUUUUAUUCUCUGAAUACUCUAGAUAUGGCUAGAGGUCAGAUUGCAGGAGCCACACUGUCUGCUGAACUCACGGUUGCAGACUGUUUCAUUCUUGGACGACGGGCAUACGAAAUUAAAAAGUGGCAGCAGGCACUUUUCUGGCUACAGGAAUCUUUGAAUAUUUUGGAAAACGAAGGAAAUGCCAGUGCUUCGCACAAAAUUGAAAUAUUGGGGCAUAUGGCAAAUGUGCAUAAUUCCAUAAAAAAUUAUACCGCUGCUGCUGAGGUAUCAGAAGACAUAUUAAAAUUAGACCCGAAUCACGUUCAAGCCAAAGCCAAUCUGAAAUUUUAUCGUACACUGGAAGCAAGUAUGGAAGCACCAAUCGAUGAAACCUGGGAAGAUUCUAUCCAUGACGAGCAAGCUACAAAGGCCAUGAAUGCGUAUAGCACAUUAUGCCGGGGGGAAAAAAUAAAGACCUCUAACGAAAAACCACAACUGCAUUGCUACUUUGCAUCCAAAAAUAGCGGCUACUUUUUAUUACAACCAUCCAAAGUUGAAGUUCUGAACUUCGAACCAUUGCUUGUGAUGUAUCACGAUGUCUUGAGAGAUGGAGAAGCGGAAAUUUUAAAAGCAUUAGCUUAUCCAAAGUUUGCAGAAUCACCGAUUCCGAUAAGAAGCUCUGAAAAAAUACAGUGUAGUCGUAUUAGCAAGAGCGCUUUUUUUCAAGACUCAGAACACUCUGUUGUAAAAACCAUUAGUAGGAAACUCCAAGAUAUCAUAGGAACAAACAGCCACCCUGAUUUACCUCUAGAAGUAGUAAACUUUGGAACAGGAGGUCAUUACGAACCCCAUCUAGAUUUUGAACCAAUGAGUGAGCAGCAGGUAGAUUCUCAAAUGGGAUAUCCUCUUGCUACUUGGAUGGUGUAUUUGAGUGACGUAAUAUCAGGCGGAUCAACCGUGUUUACAGAAAUUGGUGUUGAAAUCAAACCAAAAAAAAUAAUUUAA